Molecule: messenger RNA, 993 nt
Organism: Cucurbita pepo subsp. pepo (vegetable marrow)
Lineage: Eukaryota; Viridiplantae; Streptophyta; Magnoliopsida; Cucurbitales; Cucurbitaceae
Product: auxin-responsive protein IAA14-like
Biological process (GO): regulation of DNA-templated transcription
Cellular component (GO): nucleus
Source: RefSeq, a predicted model, not a curated record
GGACCUUGAUAAGACAUGCACAUGCAACGCACCUUAAUAUUAUUCUGCUCCAUAUAUUAUUUCUCUCCCACUCAAAAUUGCAAAAAAUUAUAUCACAACACACAGCGCUCUCAGGAAUUUUUCAUUGAGGUUUGCCGGAAAAUGGUCAACAUGCUUGAAACUGAUCUCUGUCUCGGGCUUCCCGGCGGCGGAGGCGGCGGCGGAGGUGGAGAGCCGGAGACUCCAAAAGGUAAUGGAAAAAGAGGAUUCUCUGAGACGGUUGAUCUGAAACUCAAUAUCCAAUCUAAGCCUGUGGUUACCGUCGAUCUGAGUACCACACAGAACAUGAAGAGUACUGAUUCAGAGGAUCUUAGCUCCAAGGAUCCUGCAAAGCCACCUGCCAAGGCACAAGUCGUGGGGUGGCCACCAGUCCGUUCCUACCGAAAGAACGCGAUGUCUCAAAAGAGUCCCGAUGGCGAAGAAAAGGGUAGUGGCUCGGCUAUGUUCGUCAAAGUUUGUAUGGAUGGCGCACCGUAUCUACGAAAGGUGGACCUAAAGACGUACAAAAGCUACCAAGAGCUCUCGAAUGCUUUGGCCAAGAUGUUCAGCUCCUUCACCAUGGCGGGUGAGUACGGGGCCCAAGGAAUGAUAGAUUUCAUGAACGAAAGCAAGUUGAUGGAUCUUCUAAACAGCUCUGAAUACGUGCCAACCUAUGAAGAUAAGGAUGGUGAUUGGAUGCUGGUGGGAGAUGUCCCAUGGGAGAUGUUCGUUGAUUCAUGCAAGCGCUUAAGGAUAAUGAAGGGAUCGGAAGCUAUCGGGCUCGCCCCAAGAGCGAUGGAAAAAUGCAAAAGCAGAAGCUGAAGAGGAGUUGAUUGCAAUAUUUGUGCUUUUUUUUGUUUAAUUAAAAUUUAAAUUUUGAAUGUUGUGAUUAGUAAAUAGAUAUUAAAAGAGAUUUGGGAGAUUAAUUAAUUAAUUUGUAAUAGGAAACAACAAAAUAAACUCUCUCUCUCUCUA